Messenger RNA from Cicer arietinum (chickpea), 1901 nucleotides. Its product is annotated as protein TIC 40, chloroplastic. Lineage: Eukaryota; Viridiplantae; Streptophyta; Magnoliopsida; Fabales; Fabaceae. Gene Ontology annotation, cellular component: chloroplast thylakoid membrane; chloroplast inner membrane. Gene Ontology annotation, biological process: chloroplast organization; protein import into chloroplast stroma. The record is from RefSeq and is a predicted model, not a curated record.
CCCAAAUUCCAAAUAAUAAAGUUGCGGUUUUUCACUUAUCUCUACCGCAGAAGCUAAAACCCAAACUCCCCACCACCCCCCACUCCGCCUUACACCCACUCUACUCUCUUCAACUUCGCUAAUUUCGCCCAAUUUUCAAACCCUUUUUUUUACUUCCCUAAUUCCCCACCACUACCAAUUUCUCCGUUUCCGAUUCCGUCGCUUUAAAAUGGAGAAUCUUAACUUAGCCCUUGUUUCUUCCCCUAAACCUUUGCUUCUGGGACAUUCUUCUUCAAGAAACGUUUUCACUAGAAGAAAGCCUUUCACUUUUGGGAAGUUCUUUGUUUCUGCCAAUUCUUCAUCCUCUCAUGUGACCAGGGCUGCUCCUAAAUCUCACCAAAAUCCUAAAUCUGUGCAGGGGAAGCUGAUAGUGCAUAAUUUUGCUAGCAUUUCUUCUUCAAAUAGUCAAGAAACCACAUCAGUUGGAGUUAGCCCCCAGUUAUCACCACCUCCAUCUUCGACUGUAGGGUCACCGCUCUUUUGGAUUGGUGUUGGAGUUGGGUUUUCUGCACUAUUUUCAAUUGUAGCAUCAAGAUUAAAGAAAUAUGCAAUGCAACAAGCUUUCAAGACCAUGAUGGGCCAGAUGAAUACACAAAAUAAUCCAUUUGACAGUGCUGCCUUUUCCCCUGGAUCUCCUUUCCCCUUUCCAAUGCCUUCAUCAUCAGGGCCUGCUGCACCUGCUAGUUCUGCUGGUACUCAAUCUCAAUCAACUUCUGCACGAACUGCAUCUCAGUCCACUGUAACAGUAGACAUACCUGCAACAAAAGUAGAAGCAGCCCCAUCAACCAAUGCUAAAGAUGAAGUGGAAGUAAAGAAUGAACCUAAAAAAAUUGGUUUUGUAGAUGUUUCUCCAGAAGAAAGUGUACAGAAGAGUCCUUUUGAAAGCUUUAAAGAUGUUGAUGAAUCAAGUUCAUUCAAGGAAGCCCGGGCUCCAGCAGAAGCUUUUCAAAAUGGAGCUCCCUCUAACCAAGGCUUUGGCAAUUCACCAGGUUCUCAAUCUGGCGGAAAAUCAGUCUUAUCAGUGGAAGCUUUAGAGAAAAUGAUGGAGGACCCAACAGUGCAGAAGAUGGUUUAUCCCUAUUUACCUGAGGAGAUGAGGAACCCUUCUACCUUCAAAUGGAUGCUGCAGAAUCCUCAGUACCGUCAACAACUUGAAGAAAUGCUAAACAACAUGGGUGGAAGCACUGAAUGGGACAGUCGAAUGAUGGACACCUUAAAAAAUUUUGACCUCAAUAGUCCCGAUGUUAAACAACAAUUCGAUCAAAUCGGGCUUUCUCCAGAAGAAGUCAUUUCAAAGAUUAUGGCCAAUCCUGAAGUUGCAAUGGCAUUUCAAAAUCCUAGAGUUCAAGCAGCUAUUAUGGAUUGUUCAUCAAAUCCACUGAAUAUUGCCAAAUAUCAAAAUGAUAAGGAGGUCAUGGACGUCUUCAAUAAAAUAUCUGAACUCUUCCCCGGAGUGUCAGGCCCCCCUUGAUUCAUUUGUUUGUCAGUCAAGUUUAGAUAUUCGCGAAGUUAUUCAUGCCUUUCCUGAUGAGCAACGAAAAGUAGCUAGUUGUGUCUUGCCUUAAGGAACUGUGCAAAACUCUUCUGCUCAUGACUGUAUACUGCAGACUCGUUACAGCUCCAUUGUGACAUACGGAUAAUAAUAACUGUGGCUUGGUCUAAAUUGUUGCCAUAGUUGGAUUUUUGUUUUGCCAAAAUAGUUGAGAUUGUAUAUUGAUAUUUAAAUUUUAUUUUCGAGGCACUGCAUCUUAGUGUAGUUUUUUUUAUUUUCUUGUGCGAGUUCCUAGAUUUGGCUAAUUCAGACUUCUAAGUACCUGGAAAACAAAUGAAGUGAACGCUUCACAUAAUCGUUUAUAAGCUUA